Messenger RNA from Neltuma alba, 561 nucleotides. Its product is annotated as proline-rich receptor-like protein kinase PERK3. Gene Ontology annotation, biological process: protein phosphorylation. The transcript is spliced from 5 exons. The record is from RefSeq and is a predicted model, not a curated record. Gene Ontology annotation, molecular function: protein kinase activity; ATP binding. Bases 1 to 561 code for a protein of 186 amino acids. Lineage: Eukaryota; Viridiplantae; Streptophyta; Magnoliopsida; Fabales; Fabaceae.
AUGGCAGACUUUGGACUUGCAAAACCUUUAUCACACACUGUUACCCACCGGUCUGUGCAACCACCGGCAGGAACCGUUGGAUAUUUAGCUCCAGGGUAUUUUGAUGGCGGGAAAAUCAGUGAGAAGUUGGAUGUCUUCGCCUUUGGUGUUGUGCUUUUGGAGUUGAUUACAGGACAAAAACCUUCUGGAUCUUUCACAGAUGGCAUCGUUAAGUGGGCAAGACCUAAACUCUUUGCAGCCUUGAACUCAGAAGAACGAAACUUUGAGGCUCUCGCUGAUCCAAGGUUGCAGAAUAACUAUAACUCUGAAGAGAUGUUUCGAAUGCCCAUCUGCGAACAUAGUUCAAGCCCUUCAUAUAUUCCAUGGGCUUCUGCUGCUAUAGCUCUGCAUUUCUCCAGUUUAACUGAGAAAUCUCCCAACCAUUCCCCACAGUCUCCCCUUAUAACCCCUCCGCACCCGGCUUCUCCACCUUCCGCGCUCGCUCCAUCCGUAUUCAGUUUGCCCCAUUUGGGGGGAGAGGUGUCCAGUCUUGCCAAUGAGGUUCAAAAAACCAGUGUCUGA